Molecule: messenger RNA, 767 nt
Organism: Dicrocoelium dendriticum
Lineage: Eukaryota; Metazoa; Platyhelminthes; Trematoda; Plagiorchiida; Dicrocoeliidae
Source: the annotation of a GenBank genome assembly
AUUUUGAGAUAUCACCGGGAUCAUAAUUUGUUGGGGACUGACGAGACGUACGGUAGCGCAGAAGAUUGGAAGCAGGCAUGUUGGAUAUACAUAGCCACCGGGGCCAUCUUGGGCGUAAUCGCUGUGGUUCUAGCCCUAUUUCUGUUCUUGCUAUGCAUGCCAUGGUCUUGGUGUCAUGGUGUCCGGCACUGCAAUGACAACCGAUCGAACGUACCAGGCACUCGAAGCGAUCAAGACGAGGUUGGUUUGGAAGCCUUCACUGGCGGUUUUCCGAUUUCAGUUGUAGACAUAUUCCCGCCAUCAAUGCUUCCGAAGCUCCCUAAUUAUCAGGAAUGCAUGGAGAUCGGCGACCCUCCAACCGCAGAUGAGGAUGUUGCAACAAACUCGCAUCCACUUCCGCCACGACCGUACGGUUAUCGCAGAGCACACACUCCUGUUCCGGUUGAGUCCCGAUCGUCUAGUCAUUCAGAAUGCGAUUCGCGUCGGCUUGUGUCAUCCCUACCUUCAACUCCGCCUCCGAACUAUUCCUCUCAACAUUCUCCCUCACAGUCCGAUGACGCAGAACCAACGGGACCCACUUAAGCGUCGAUGGUAGGGAGCACGUUUCCGACGUCAAAGCUGACAGAGGAGGCUAAACGUCAUGUGACUCGUACCAAGGCCAACGUACACAACUUGAGAAUAUAUUUUUAAAUUCGAACAUUUUUACCUACCGAUUGUCUCACUCUACCUCGACAAUCAUUUUGUGAACGGUUUGUUGUCUAUUUAUC